CGUUAAAAAAUGCUAACAACUCCCUAACUACACACUCUAAUUACUCUUAUUAUACAGUAAUGUAAUGCAUGUGAAUUUCUCUAAUCAUUUUAAUCAGUGUAACAAAUUUGACUUAAACCAAGAAAAAAUUUGCAUCAUACAAAUAUUGGACCGUCAGCCAGAAAAAGUAAAGAAAAAAAAAACUGUCCCUCCAUUUCUGAAUUUCUCUGAUUCUGUCUCUCCCCUUGUUCUUCGGGAGAGAAGAAGAAGAAUCCACCAUCCAAAACAUCAACAGAAAUUUGUAAAUGGCGGCUACCCAUUAUGAUCAACGGUCUAGAUCUUCUAGACAGGUGACCUCCAUUCAUGGCUUUGCUCUCUCCGGUGAUCUUCCCAGUUUCCAAAAGCUUCUUCGUGCCAACUCUUCUCUUCUCAAUGAAAGAAACCCUGUUAUGGCACAGACUCCACUCCAUGUUUCUGCUGGCAACAACAGGGCUGAGAUAGUUAAGGUUCUGCUUGAUUGGCAAGGACCGGAGAAGGUUGAAUUGGAAGCCAAGAAUAUGUAUGGAGAAACUCCUUUACACAUGGCUGCAAAGAAUGGAUGCAAUGAAGCUGCACGGUUACUUCUUGCCCACGGUGCUUUCAUUGAAGCCAAAGCAAAUAAUGGGAUGACUCCAUUACACCUUGCUGUUUGGUACUCGAUCAGAUCAGAUGACUACUCAACUGUUAAGACAUUGCUCGAGUAUAAUGCGGACUGCAGUGCUAUGGAUAAUGAAGGCAUGACUCCUACGAAUCAUCUCUCACAAGGUCCAGGAAGUGAGAAGCUGUAUCAGCUUUUACAGUGGCAUACUGAUCAGCAGAGAAAGAAGAAAGCGCUUGUAGCUUGUUGUGAAACAAAAGCUAAGAUGGAAGAACUUGAAAAUGCAUUAUGUAACAUAGUGGGGCUGCAUGAACUGAAGGUACAACUAAGAAAAUGGGCGAAGGGUAUGCUUUUGGAUGAGAGGCGCAUGGCCCUUGGGCUAAAAGUGGGAGUGAGAAGACCACCUCAUAUGGCUUUCUUGGGGAAUCCCGGAACAGGGAAGACCAUGGUAGCUCGAGUACUUGGAAGAUUACUUCAUCUGGUGGGAGUUUUACCCACUGACAGAGUAACAGAAGUACAACGUACGGAUUUGGUUGGUGAAUUUGUCGGUCAUACUGGACCAAAGACUAGGAGAAAGAUUAAAGAAGCAGAGGGAGGAAUCCUGUUCGUUGAUGAAGCAUACCGGCUUAUACCCAUGCAGAAAGCAGACGAUAAGGAUUACGGAUUAGAAGCCUUGGAAGAGAUAAUGUCUGUUAUGGACAGCGGAAAAGUUGUAGUCAUAUUUGCUGGAUAUAGUGAACCAAUGAAACGAGUAAUAGCUUCAAAUGAAGGCUUCUGUAGAAGGGUGACAAAGUUCUUUCAUUUUGACGACUUCACUUGCGAAGAUUUAUCCAAGAUCGUCCAUCUUAAGAUGAAUAAUCAAGAAGAAGAUAGUUUGCUUUACGGAUUCAAGUUACAUUCAAAAUGCAGUAUAGAUGCUGUUGCGAAGAUAAUAGAGACGGAAACUUCAGAAAAGCAACGGAGGGAGAUGAACGGAGGUCUAACAGAUACAAUGCUCGUUAAUGCUAGAGAGAGUUUGGAUUUGAGGCUUGAUUUUGACUGCGUAGAUAUGGAUGAACUGCGGACCAUCACCUUGGAGGAUUUAGAAGCCGGUCUUCGGCUGUUCUCACAUUAAUUAAAAGAGGACGAAGAUCUAUUACACAUUUUCCUUGUAGCUGUUCAUGAUUAUACAUGGAAAUGGAUUUCCCUGUAAUAAUUUAAUUAGUUCAUUCAUUUGAUUGUUUAAUAUGUAGAUAUAGGAACAUCUUGUUGUAAGCACUAAACUUCGGCUUUCCCAUAAAUUUUUCUAUAGUAAUUCAAUAUUAAAAAUUUUAGAUUUC
Messenger RNA from Mercurialis annua (annual mercury), 1935 nucleotides. RefSeq lists its product as uncharacterized. Lineage: Eukaryota; Viridiplantae; Streptophyta; Magnoliopsida; Malpighiales; Euphorbiaceae. Gene Ontology annotation, molecular function: ATP hydrolysis activity; ATP binding; protein binding. The record is from RefSeq and is a predicted model, not a curated record. Bases 285 to 1730 code for a protein of 481 amino acids. The transcript has 7 exons.